CGAAAGAUAAUCUAAAAAGGCACUUAUAUAUGUCGCAUAACUCAAUGGAUCGCACCGCAUUGGAAAAAGUCACGCUGACGUUUAACACCACCCGCUUUGGGGUAAAGUUGGCAGAUGGUGUCUUUGAGGCCAACACUACAAUUGGCGAAAUUCAUUCCCGGUUACGGAAAAAAUUGCUGAAAGCUUUGACUGACGAUAUGGGUCAUAAUCGCCAGGGAAGCAGCGGUGGUGGGGAUUUCUACGCGUCAACUACGAUGACACACUUUUUCAUUCGAAACGGCACGGAAGCUUUCAUCCCUGCCCCUCAUCAGACCCUGGAGGAGCUACUGAGAGUUUGCACUACGUCAAAGGAUUCGCGCACGCUUGCAGCAACCAUCGAUGUGGAAGUGUUUUGUGGCUAA
Molecule: messenger RNA, 401 nt
Organism: Phytomonas sp. Hart1
Lineage: Eukaryota; Euglenozoa; Kinetoplastea; Trypanosomatida; Trypanosomatidae
Source: the annotation of a GenBank genome assembly